This is a messenger RNA of Saimiri boliviensis boliviensis (Bolivian squirrel monkey), 1452 nucleotides long. The record is from RefSeq and is a predicted model, not a curated record. NCBI's taxonomy places the organism in Eukaryota, Metazoa, Chordata, Mammalia, Primates, Cebidae.
AUGCUGGUUUGCUUCAGACUGUACGCUUGGCUCUUCUUCCUGUCCCGGGGCACCAUGGGCACUGGCUCCGGCAGCUACGCCACCAUCGCACCCACCGUCCUGGGUGACCUCUUUGUGAGGGGCCAGCGCACCCGUGUGCUGGCCGUCUUCUACAUCUUCAUCCCCGUGGGAAGUGGCCUGGGCUACGUGCUGGGGUCGGCUGUGACGGUGCUGACCGGGAGCUGGCGCUGGGCCCUACGAAUCAUGCCCUGCCUGGAGGCUGUGGCCUUGAUCCUGCUUAUCCUGCUGGUUCCAGACCCACCCCGGGGAGCUGCGGAGACGCAAGGGGAGGGGGCUGCAGGAGGCUCCAGGAGCAGCUGGUUCGAAGAUGUCAGAUACCUGGGGAGAAACUGGAGUUUUGUGUGGUUGACCCUCGGCGUGACUGCCAUGGCCUUUGUGGCUGGAGCCCUGGGCUUCUGGGCCCCCAAGUUUCUGCUCGAGGCACGCGUGGUCCACGGGCUGCAGCCUCCCUGCUUGCAGGAACCGUGCAGCAACCCCGACAGCCUGAUUUUUGGGUCACUGACCAUCAUAACCGGCGUCAUUGGGGUCAUCUUGGGGGCAGAAGUUUCGAGGAGGUACAAGAAAGUCAACCCAAGAGCCGAGCCCCUCAUCUGCGCCUCCAGCCUACUCGCCGCAGCCCCCUGCCUCUACCUGGCUCUCGUCCUGGCCCCGACCAACCUGCUGGUGUCCUACGUGUUCCUGGCCCUCGGCGAGCUGCUUCUAUCCUGCAACUGGGCGGUGGCUGCUGACAUCCUGUUGUCUGUGGUGGUGCCCAGGUGCCGGGGAACAGCAGAGGCGCUCCAGAUCAUGGUGGGCCACAUCCUGGGAGACGCCGGCAGCCCCUAUCUCAUGGGACUUAUCUCUAGUGCCCUGCGGGCCAGGCGUCCCGACACCUACCUGCAGCGCUUCCUCAGCCUGCAACAGAGCUUCCUGUGCUGCGCCUUCGUGAUCGCCCUCGGGGGCGGCUGCUUCCUGCUGACUGCGCUGUACCUGGAGAGAGACCGGGCCCAGGCCUGGCAGCCUGGCACAGGGACCCCAGACAGCAAGGAUGUGGACAGCAAGGACCUGGAGAGACAAGCCCUGCUUUCUGGCACUGGGGCCUCCACAGAGGAGCCCUGAGGCGCCCGCCUGCACCCGCCCCGCCUGCACGCCUCCCGCCCGUCCCCAUGGUAGCAAUGCCUCCGUUCCUCUUUGGCUGUCCUCGGGGACUCCGGCUGAGGCGCAUCUGCCACUUUUGCGUUCCCGGCUGGAGAGCUGGCAGGACCCCGUGGCUGGGCUGGGAAUUGAGCUGUCAGCACCCUGCGUGGGAGGCCUGGGCCUGUGCCUGCGGCCCGGCUCACGGCUGCUCCGGCCUGGGGUCCUCAGCCUGGCUACUGUGGGGCCGGUACAAAUCCCGUGGAUUUCAGGCCCGUA